Messenger RNA from Parasteatoda tepidariorum (common house spider), 975 nucleotides. RefSeq lists its product as uncharacterized. Gene Ontology annotation, cellular component: extracellular region. The record is from RefSeq and is a predicted model, not a curated record. Gene Ontology annotation, molecular function: chitin binding. Lineage: Eukaryota; Metazoa; Arthropoda; Arachnida; Araneae; Theridiidae.
CUCAACAAAGAUAACCUUAGAUUUACGUGACGGUACACGUGUCCUUAACAAGGACACUCACCAAUGGUCAAGAACUAGUACUAUAUAUAAGGGGUAAGGAAGCAAAUUUUUAUUAUUCUCAAGAUCGAACAUAACCUGCCUUAUCUUCGGCUCAAAAAAAACAUGAUGCGUCUACUUACAGCAGCAAUUGUUUUGUUGGCAUACACAGCUUCAAUCAGCGGUCACACAUGCCACGAUAAUGGUGAAACUUAUUAUCAUGCUGAUGUUAGCACAGGAUGCCAGGUUUAUCACUUAUGCAGAGGCUCUGAAAUGUCCACUUUAACAUGCCCUGAGGGAGAAGCUUUCGAUCACCACACAAGCGAGUGUAAAGAGCGAGCACUAGUUGAUUGCGUCGAAACUGAGCAUACCCAUCAUCAUCGUCACAAGCGCUCCCAUGAUGAGCUCAUUGUCCAUUCCAUUGAUAUUACGGAGCUCAAAGCUGAAAUGAAAAAAUUGUGUGAAGAAGUAAGAUUCCUCAUUCGAUCAGCAGUCAAGGAAGUGGCCCCUACAAUUUAUUCCCAAAUCGAAGCAAAUUAUGCACCAAUGAUCAAAAAAUUCAAGACCGAAGUCAUGCCAUUCGUUAACGAUAGAGUCAUGCCACGAUUGCACAAAGCCCACGCAUAUUUUGAUCGAGUGGUUGGAAGGGUAUUUGAAAAGGCAUACAGAUCUUACGAACUAUCCAAUUCAACUCAUAUUGCAUUAGUUUCUUUCUCUGAUUUAGCAAAUGAUAUCGCUAAAGAUUUGGAGCCUGUCUUGAAACUUGGAAAGUAUUUGUCUUCAAGAUUAGCACAUGUGUAACUUUAAUUAAUGAUUAUAACUAAUUUAUUUUUCAUCAAAGAUGCAUCAUUUUAUUCAAUGUACUAGUCAUUGCACACUGUGCAUAUGCAUAAAAUUUGUACAUGUUUCAUACAAAAUAAAAAUUUGCUUGUAUGAAAA